AUGCAGCCCUCCGACAACUCAAGCCUUCCUUCAUCCUCGUCGGAAAGGGAUGUUUUCUCGCCAUCAGCAACAGACAAAGUAUCAAAAGGAGGAAAAAAGACAACAUUUGAACUCAGCAACAUUACUAUACACCAUCAACAACACAAUACAAAUCUUGAAGCCUCUCCAGUGAGACUUCCGAAACCUGUGUUUGCCCAUGAUGAAGAAUACAGCGACGAGGAAGAAACAACAUUGGAGAGAGGGAAAGCAGCCGAACAUCAAAGUUUAUUGAAAGGAGAGGACGAAAGAGAGUCUUUAGGAAUUACAAAUCUUGACGUUUUCUUUCAGCAAGUCUACACAUAUUUCAAUGAAAAAGGUUUUUGGUGUUUGCUAGUAGAAAGACUUCUACGGUUGUGCUCCGUGUUCUUUAUGAUGGUCUUUUCAACCUUUUUAUUUGUAUUCUUAGAUUGGGCUGCCAUGUGGCAUUGCCAAGAUGUACAAUGUAAAAAGAUUCCAAUAAUUCGUGAUGAUGUAUGGACUUUGAACGCGUUUCAUGUGAUUGUACUUUUAUUUGAAUUGGUUGUUUUCUUUUAUUGGUUUAGUCUUGUUGUCAAAUAUGGCAAAGACGUUUUAUCCAUGAUAGCAAUCAAAAAUUUCUACAACUACGAUUUAAACAUUUCAGAACAAGAUAUUCAAACGAUACAGUGGAAUGAAGUAGUGGAAAAAAUAAUUGAGCUUCAACAUAAGAGAAAGAUAUAUAUUGUAAAGAAUAUUGAUGAAUUUGACAUUCUCAACCGUAUCAUGAGAAAAGAAAACUAUUUGAUUUCACUAAUCAACAAGGAAAUUAUGAAUCUGAAAAUUCCCUUCUUCCAACGAACUUAUCUAUCCGAAUCAUUGAUUUAUAAUUUGAGAUUGAUGGUUGAUUCCAUGUUUGACAGUGAUUUCAAAAUUAAUCAAUCCUUUGUAAAUUCUUCUUCUUUGAGCUUAUACUUUGUGAAAUUAGGAAUAAUUAAUUUAUUACUUGCCCCAUUCCUUCUGAUUUAUUUUCUGCUCUAUACCUCCUUCAAAUAUUUAGCUGAAUUGAAGAACAAUCCAAAACAGGUUCUUGGAAGAAGGUGGUCACUCUAUGCACACUUCAAGUUUAGAGAAUACCAUGAACUUUCUCAUGAGUUUGAGAGAAAGCUAAAUCAAGCAUAUGGCCUAGCUACCGAGUAUUUGAAUCAAUUCCCCAAUAUUUUCCUGUCUAUUGUUGCUCACCGAAUAAUGUUCUUCAUUUCAGCUCUAGCUGGUGUUAUUAUUGUGCUUUCCUAUCUCAACAAUUCCCUAACGAUUUAUUUCACUGUUUUUAAUCAAAACCUACUCACAUGGUUGACCACACUACUUUUUGCUUGGGCAUAUGUGAAAGGAUUUGUCAUUGAUGAACAUGCUGUAUUCAACCCAAAACAGAAAUUAGAUGAAAUCUGUGAAACUCUUCAUCAUCAUGAUCUCUCUUGGAAGGGAAAAGGACACCAUCAAAGCGUACGAAACGCCUUUCUUUCAUAUUUCAUCCCUAGCUAUCAAUAUUUCUUAAACGAGAUAUUUAGUGUAUUUAUCACUCCGCUUAUAUUAAUUAUCUCUUUACCAAAGAGUGCAGAUAAUAUCGUAAAAUUUAUUGAAAAGGUGACGGUUGAUUACGAAGGAUUAGGAGAUGUUUGUGGCCACGCUGCUUUCAAAUUCAACCAAUUUGGAAAUAAUAUGUAUGGAAGUAAUACCAACACUGAUAACAAACAAGUAGCCUCAGAGUUUGGAAAGAUGGAAAUAUCUUAUUUAAGUUUUUUACAAAAGUACCCUAACUAUAAGCCAAAGGAAGACAAUGGCGAAAUGGAAUUUAUCAAGGCCGUGGAAAAAUCAUAUUGUGGAAUUCAGACGUCUGAAACUGCCACAUCUCAAAAUCCUCCACAAAAGAUUGAGACUCCUCCUCCAAGCACUCCAACUUUCCGUACACAUCUGCAAGUACCACGACAACCACUCAACUUGUCACAACAAAUCCAUAGCCAUUAUGACAACCCAUUAACCCAAUCUAGAAUGUUAUUCAACAUGCUCGAAAGUACUUUAGAGCAGUAA
Molecule: messenger RNA, 2082 nt
Organism: Naegleria fowleri
Lineage: Eukaryota; Heterolobosea; Eutetramitea; Acrasida; Naegleriidae
Exons: 4
Coding region: 1-2082 (693 amino acids)
Biological process (GO): protein localization to phagophore assembly site; autophagy of mitochondrion
Cellular component (GO): autophagosome; phagophore assembly site
Source: RefSeq, a predicted model, not a curated record